UUCAACCAACUUGGAUCGGUGAAUUGCACAGAGUGAUUUGUUUUGCUGUGUGUUUUGCCACUUGUGUAGGUUCUAACGAAAAUAUUUGCACAUUUUUGUUACAGAAGAAAUACAAUAAAAAUAUAUCGAAAUGAGUUACAUGUUAGGACAUCUUCACAAUGGUUGGCAGGUGGAUCAAGCCAUAUUAUCAGAAGAGGAUCGCGUUGUAGUAAUAAGAUUUGGUCAUGACUGGGACCCUACCUGCAUGAAAAUGGAUGAAGUAUUAUAUAGUAUUGCUGAAAAAGUAAAGAACUUUGCUGUCAUUUAUCUAGUGGACAUUACUGAAGUUCCAGAUUUCAAUAAAAUGUAUGAAUUGUACGAUCCUUGCACAGUUAUGUUCUUCUUCCGAAACAAACACAUAAUGAUUGACUUGGGCACCGGUAACAACAACAAAAUCAAUUGGCCACUAGAAGAUAAACAAGAAAUGAUUGAUAUUAUUGAGACAGUGUAUAGAGGAGCUCGGAAAGGCAGAGGUCUUGUGGUAUCACCUAAGGACUACUCUACGAAAUAUAGAUAUUGAAGCAACCAUCUCAGCUAUAUUGGAAUUUUUCUUCGACGUCUGUUCGGACAGAUAUUGCGUUUGGGGAAAUGUGAUGAUGUGACAUUUUAGAUGUAAUUGUACAAAUUAUGAUAAUUAUUAAAAUAUAAGUUUUAAAGACCAA
Messenger RNA from Colias croceus (clouded yellow), 701 nucleotides. RefSeq names its product thioredoxin-like protein 4A (gene Dim1). Bases 131 to 559 code for a protein of 142 amino acids. The record is from RefSeq and is a predicted model, not a curated record. Lineage: Eukaryota; Metazoa; Arthropoda; Insecta; Lepidoptera; Pieridae. Gene Ontology annotation, cellular component: U5 snRNP; U4/U6 x U5 tri-snRNP complex; spliceosomal complex. Gene Ontology annotation, biological process: mRNA splicing, via spliceosome. The transcript has 3 exons.